AUGGUCGUUUUUUACAUAUCACUGGUUGGUUGUGCUGAUGUUCCCAAGCCCUCAAAAUGCGGAAUGCAUAUCGAUGCUAACAUCAGUCGUGAAGAUAUACAUGUUGAUCCGAAUUACAAACCAAGUUCCAAUACCGACGGGGAUCACGAUUGUCACAGAGGAUCUGGACAUGCAGGCUUUUUCGGAACUGUCGGCUCUGAUUGCGACUCCCCUCUCACCCUGGUAAACGCAACAGUCGCGUGGAUUCAAGACAACCUCGCAGACUCGAUCGACUUUGUUAUUUGGACAGGCGAUGCGGCACGCCACGACAGUGAUGAAAAAGUACCACGUACGGAGAAAGAGGUUCUCCAGUUGAAUCAGUUGUUGGCCAGCAAAUUCCAUGACAUCGUUUCUACAUCAAAUGGGAAGAAAAAGGAAAUGCGAAUUCCAUUCGUCCUUACAAUCGGGAAUAAUGAUGUAAUGCCCCACAAUAUCUUGAAGAAGGGACCUAAUACCUGGACGAAGAACUUUGCCAGUAUCUGGGAUCCUUUUAUUCCUGAGGAACAGCACCACUCAUUUGUUCACGGUGGCUGGUUUUAUGUAGAAGUCAUUCCCCACCGAUUGGCUGUUUUCAGUCUUAAUACGAUGUACUUCUUCAGCUCAAAUAGUGCUGUUGACGGAUGUGCGAGUGAAGACGAACCCGGAUAUGAACAUAUGGAGUGGUUGCGGGUCCAGCUCCAGUUCAUCAGGAAAAGGGACAUGAAAGCAAUUCUAAUUGGACACGUUCCCCCGGCCAGGACAGAUUCCAAGGAGAACUGGGAUGAGACAUGCUGGCAAAAAUAUACGCUCUGGCUACAGCAGUACCGUGAUAUAAUCGUUGGGAGCAUGUUUGGACAUAUGAAUAUCGAUCAUUUUAUGCUCCAGGACACGAAAGAUAUUAAGAUCGGUGAUGGGGGAGCCAAAUCUCUGCUCAGGCUGGCGAAGCGGGACAGCAGUGACGAUCAGACGGUGUCCAUACAAUCACGCAUGAAUUAUUUAACAAGACUGAGGGAUUCUUGGUCACGGUUGCCAGCUCCGCCCGAUACAUCAUCCGCCUGUUCAGAGGGUGGUGUCGAUAGUAAACUUAACCACAAAUCUCAUCUUAGUUUAGUUUGGGGUUUGAAACCCCAAGGCAAGAAGAAGGAGAUGAGAAAAUAUCUGAAGGCCAUUGGUGGGCCUUGGGCGGAAAGAUACAGCAUAUCAGGCAGGUUUCACCCAGCGUGA
Messenger RNA from Histoplasma mississippiense, 1242 nucleotides. RefSeq lists its product with no specific name. The record is from RefSeq and is a predicted model, not a curated record. Bases 1 to 1242 code for a protein of 413 amino acids. Gene Ontology annotation, cellular component: fungal-type vacuole. The transcript has a single exon. Gene Ontology annotation, molecular function: endopolyphosphatase activity; exopolyphosphatase activity. NCBI's taxonomy places the organism in Eukaryota, Fungi, Ascomycota, Eurotiomycetes, Onygenales, Ajellomycetaceae. Gene Ontology annotation, biological process: polyphosphate catabolic process.